AAAACAUGAACCCUCCACUCCAAUGCCAAUAAUUCCAAGGGACACAAAAUUCGCCAGACAAAAAACAUUUUCAAAAAUUGCCCUGAUGCCGAGGAUAUCGAAUAUUUGUUGUUAAAAUCACUGCUUGAUGUUAGCAAGUAAUCGAUUCGUGGAACAAAAAACGAGUAACCAUUUAAUUGUAUCGGCUUGCACGACCGACGAACGACUUGAGACAAUACGCAUUGCUGCGGAAAAUUAGCAAGUAAACAAGCAAAAACGAAAAAACGAAAAAGAAGAAACAGCAACCAGACAAACAACUGCUGGCUGGCUGGCAAAACUCUGAAGACACUUAAAGUUAUAAUUAAAAAGGAACAACGACUUCUAUCCUGGCGCAAGCACAUCAAAACAAGCAUCACGUUUUGGUAGCGAUAUUGAAUAUAGACAAUUGUUGGAAUCCUAUAGCUGGGUGCUACAUCGUUUCGCCAAUGCAGAUGAUAAUUGUUAUUGAAUGUAGACAAUUAUUGGAAUCCCAUAUCUGAGUGCUUCAUCGCUUUUCGCCAAUAGCUGUUUCAUUGUUUCCGAACAAGCCAACGCAUCACAGUAAGAAUAAUACGAACUGGGAACUCACAUCAACGGAAAGCUUAUGAAAAUCAAAAUAAAUCGAAUUAUGGAAAAAAGCAACCCAAAUGAAAACAUAGAUGAGGAUGAUAUACCCACAUCUGUUCAGUAUGUUGAUAGUUCCACACAGAAUGUGGAACCUACAGACAUUUCGGAGGGCAUUAACAACUACAACAACAAAGAGUUAGUCGAUUCACCACACAACUAUCCAUCCACAAUUACUGUAGAGCACAGUAACAAUGAAAGCGGUGCCGGCCGACAAAAUCCCCUAUCAUAUUCGUGGUCAGCACCGCGCAUCGUUCAAGAUGACAGUGGGCUAAUAAAGAAAAUAAAAAUUUCCACGGCGAAAAAGUUGGUGCAAAGUUUUGCUCAACAUUCACCGACCAGCGUCUCCAAUACUUCCUGCGAAGAAAAACAGUCCAUGACGCCAUCACCACACCCACAACAGCAGCAACAACAAAAUCAUCCACAAAUACGUACCAGUACCCCAUUGUCGCGGGAAUAUGUGGCAUUGCAACAGACCCAAAACGAAUCGAAAAUUAUUAAGAAAUUCGUUACCGAAGCCAUGAUGGAAAGGACACGAAAUGCCAAGGUGAAGAAUUUAAAUAAUUCCAAUAACACCACCACCGCCGCCACACUCAACAACAGCAGUCCAAAUGUUAGUACAACAACAACAACAUCCAAUGAUCAUUCAUACACCUCGCGCAGCAACAACUCGUCACAUGAAAAACUGCCCACCGAUGAGGGGGAAACUCAUCAUCAUCGCCAUAAACGUCGUUUUAUACCAAUCAAGGGCCUAGAUGAAGAUGAUGAAACGUCCCGCGAUGGGGCAUGGCGUCGACAACGAACAACUUCACGCAGCAAAAGUAUGAAUAGCAGUGAAAAUAGCAAUUCUUCAGCGACAUUUGAGCUGGACAAAAAAUACCCAUCGGAUGAGAGUUUAACAACACUGCAGCAGCAGCAGCAGCAUCAGGCUGCGGCGGCGGCCUCUAAAAGAACAAAUAUGCGUUCGGAAAAUUCUGAAUUUGUACAAAAACAAAGGGAAUUCCUACAACACAUAAUUAAUUCGACACAGGAUACACCGCGUAAGACACGUUCUCGUUCUACGGGGCCGGAAUCGACGACACCGCCGUCCGCAACAACGACGACCAUGACCACGACAACAACACCACCCUCUCUGAGGGAUAAGAAAUCACGUGAUAACUCCGUACCAUCAUCGUCAUCAUCAAAUCGUCGUCGUUCGCGUUCAAAAUCGACGGAGAAAUCAACGAAACGUUUAAAGACAGGCGAUGAUUUAAGUGAACAUUCGGAAAUUUCCAAUGAUGAUGAUAGUCAUCAUCCAUUGAAGGUUGGUGAUCUUGAUCAUUUGAGGAAAGUCUGGCAACCACCGCCGAAGCCCGGUGCUGAUAGUUUCUGUUGGAAGUGUCACGAUGCCGCCGUAGAUAUAUCCUGCAAUAAAUGUAUACGCAGCUUUCAUACAACGUGUGUCAAAGCGAAAAUCGAUAGCUCAUGGAUUUGUACGGAAUGUUCUUCGAUUGAGAAUAUCUUGAAUAGUAGCAAAAAGUCACGACGCAAUGAAUUGUCGGUGGAUCUGUUGAGUCAAUUAUUGACAUUCGCUUUGAAGCGUAUGCGUUUUGCCAAGGGGAACUAUACCUUUGUUAUGCCCUAUGAGAAGACCAACAUCUACAAGAAAUACAUUGUAAAUCCUGUGCAUUUUGGCACACUGCAGGAAAAGAUUAAUGCCAAGGAAUAUCACUGUGCCGAAGAGCUUGUAAAUGAUACAAAAUGGAUGUUACACAAUGCCUAUAUUAUAUCGGCAGGAAACAACUCCAAACUGGUGCAGAGUGCCAAAAACAUUCUCAAAAUCUGCCGCCAGGAGGCCAUUGAAAUCGAAACCUGUGCCGAGUGUUAUUUAAAUGCCAAUACCCGUACCGAUUGGUUUGUCGAUGUGUGUUCCCAACCCCAUCUGUUGUUGUGGGCCAAACUGAAGGGUUUUCCCUAUUGGCCAGCCAAGGCCAUGAGUAUGGGUCAGACUUCAGUGAUUAAUGUUCGUUUCUUUGGUGAACAUGAUCGGGCCUUUGUAUCGGCAAAGGAUUGUUUUCUCUACUCCGAACAAGAUCCCAAUACGCAAACGGGUAAAAAGGCGGCCCGCGAAUUGGCCGGAUGUAUGAAAGAAGUUGAGGAGCAUAUUGAAAAGAUCCGCAACAAAAUUGGUGGUUUUCAAUAUGCCCCCUUUAAGACACCCUUUGAUCCCAAUGAUGUAAUGCGACAGCUGGAAGAAAUGAUGCCAGGGGUACAGGAAUUUAUGAGACAGCAACAGGUUUUGGUAACCAAAACGCCAUUGCAGUUUAAAAUUUAUCGCACGGCCGAUAAUAAUAUGUCGAUUGUGCAAAAGGCUUCGAGUACACCGGAUUUGGUUUUGGCCCAGCAACAACAACAGCAGCAGCAUGAUGUGGUGGUGGCCCUUGGCGAGGAUAGCCAUGGCAGUUCCAAGAAAAGAAAACCUUGUCCGGCCAAUAUCGCAGUGCAAGAGGACGAAAGGCCAUUAAAUGAAAAACAAGCCACAUUGGCUGCCAAAUAUGAGGUCAUAUCGAAAACCAUCAACGAAGAUAGCCGUACGUCUAAGUUAGGUACUGUGAUUCUGAAAAGAAAAUCCGAUAGUCUUAAUGGUGGAGGGGAGGGUAAAAAGACUCAUGACCAUCAUAAUACGGAUAAUGAUGAUGAGGAUACCCGGGGAAUGAAUUUACCCAAACUGCAAAGAAUUGAAGAGGUAGCUUCUAAUGAAUCGGCGCCAGCGAAAAAGAAAAACGAAAUGGAGAAGGUGAAAUCCAGUGAUAAUGCCAAGCCCACGGAGCAACAAAAAAUACCCAUUUUGACGAUAAAAACAAAUACAAUAACCUCGAAGGAUCCUCAAGCUUUGGAAAAAGAUCCUCAGCCCAGGAAUAAUUUGGAAAAAGUCAGCCAAACAAAAGAGGCUACAAAUGUGGUUGCCCCAAGCACACCGAACAACAAAGACUUGGAAAAGGAAACCAGCCGGGCCAAGGAAAAACUCACCUCUCCUCCCUCAGCGGCCACAACAACGGCCCAAAAGGUUGUAGAGAAUUUGGUGAAAAACAAACAAGGUGUGACCAUUAAAAAGAUAACAAAUAAUGCUAACAACAACACCCCUAUGCCGGAACCAGCGGCUGAAAGCCAGGAUGAAAACAAUAAACCUCCAGAUGAUCUAAUUCCCGUUGCCAAGGUUCCUAAGGAAAAGCCUAAGGAAAAGCCAACACCUAAAGCGAAAAGUAGCGAUAAAAAUAAACAGGAUCAACAGGUCAAUAUUAUACUCAAGGGUUUGGUUCCUUUUGUGGAAAUCAAACAGGAGGUUACGUCGGAUAAUGAGGAAGAAACGCAGCCACCACCACCACCAGCACCACCAACUCCAAAAGAUACUUCAACAGAUAAUGUGGCAACAAGUGCAGCAACUGAAAAGCCCUUAAAUGUCCCCCAAACCAGAAGCUUCUCCAAGGAGACUUUAUCGUCACAAAGUAAUUCGCCGCAAAAGGAGACAACCACCAAUGGAGGAGGAGUUGUUGGCAUACAGUCAUCAGGUGCCAUGCUACUGGUGCGUGUUAAAGAGGAGUUAUUCUCCGAUGAGGAGGCGGAAGAAAGAGCCACUACAGCAACAACGACAGAAGCAACAACAGUUGCCAAAAAUACCAAUGAAAUACGAGUGGUUGGAGAUACGACAAUACAGAAAAUCUCCAUGAAAACUGCCCAGCAAGUUAACAACACCGGCAACAACAAGCGUAAUGUAUUAAAGGGUGUACCCUAUGGCCCUCUACCUGCCUCGGCAUUUGCACAAUUAUCGGCCACAGAUUCAACAUCAAACGAAAGUCAAACAAGGAAUGCCGCCAGCACAUCGUCUGGAAACACAGACAAACCUGUAGCAUCUUCCACAACAACUGCCAUGGACAUGCUUAACCCCAAGCAAAUCAAUUUAAAUAGCAAUCCAGAGACAUGCAUUGCAAGAUCCAUAUCCAGUAAUACCAUGGUCACAAUACCUGUGGACAUAGCCUCCACCACACGCAGCAUUAUGUCUCCAAUACCCGUGCCACCCCUCACAGCUGUUUCCAAAACCAUAUCUCAUUCGAGUCAAACUUUUAAUUCCAUGGCUCGUCACAAUCCCGUUACGGUCUCCGUUUCGGGGACGGCAGGAAGUCUUUCAACACCCCUGAUAAUGUUGACUCAUUCAGUGGGCAAUAAUUCCUUCAGCUCUACGGCAACUUCGGCCAACACAAUACCUGCCAUUAGGACGAUAACAAGUUCACCCAUUACCGUAACCAAUAAUAGCACACGAGUUGUGGCCAGUACUAACACAUCAAUGGCAGCGCCAUUGCUUCCAUUGCAAAAUUCCAUUAAUCCUCUGAGACUAACCACACCACCACCAUUGGCGGGACUUUCAGGGGUAAAUUUAAAUAGCAAUCUUCACAAUGAUAUUGUUGGUACCCCGGCCUUGGACACAACGUCCACAACAUUGGCAUCAAGCACUCCAGCCCUUAACACAUCGACGGAUACUCAAAUACCUCCCCUAAGAAUAGCAACGCCAGCGGAUGUAACCACGAAUAGAAUAUUACCCAGAUUAACGCCACGUCCUAAACCGGUAAUUCCACAAACGACAGAGACACGUUCCAGUUUCCCCCCACAGGCAGGUCCUGUGCACACGCGCUUAUUUGAAAAUGCUUUUAGGGUAACCUAUGAAUUUAUGAAUGCCAUCGAGGACACCAUACGUGAUUUGACGCAACACGAAGAUACAAGUUUAGCGGCCAAACUUUCGUUGGCCACCAUCGAACUGGAAACCAGUCGUCAGGGACAAGAAGAGCUGCGCAAACAAUUGGAGGAAAUGCGUAAAAAUAUGGAAAUCGAAAAGAAUCGUGUUAUCGCCGAGACACGAAAACAAUGUCAGCUGGAGCAGAAACAACGCGAGUUGGAAUGGCAACAACGUGAAUUGGAAUGGAAACGGGUGGUCGAAGAAACCAAACGCAAGCAAUGGUGUGCCCAGUGUGGUCGGGAGGCGAAAUUAUAUUGCUGUUGGAAUACCUCGUAUUGUGAUUAUCGGUGUCAGGAUAUGCAUUGGGCAAGGCAUGGAGCAUUGUGUGUACACGAACCCACCACCACCACCACCACCACCACCACCACCACAACUAUCAGUAACCAGAAUAAUAAUGGAAAUAAUUUAAUGGCCAAUAGCAGUGGUCUUCAAAUGCAAAUGCAACACAAUCCCAAUUCAUCCUCCGCUGCCACAUCUCUAAUAAUUCCUGCCAAUGUAAAUACCAAAACAACUGGUCCCCCAUCCUCAUCACCAUCACCAUCGGUUGCGCUGAAGAAAGAGAAAUCGUUGGGUAAAAAGUCUUCGGCAAAUAAUUUAUUGUCCUCUGCAUCGCAAAUGUCAUCUAUGGUCCCCGCUUCCGCCUCGUCAUCAUCGCAACGUUGUUCAAAUAAUAACAAUUCUGCGGAACUCCUCAAACUACCCACAAACACAUUUUUGCGUCAAGUUGUCAUCCCCGUGAACCAGCAAACUGUACGCUGCAAUACAACCUACAGUACACCUGUGCAGCGUUAUAAUGUUCAAACCAUUACCACACCGGCCAAUUCAGCUAACCUCAACUAUCCAAUUGUACCGCAGGCAAAUAACCGAUGGAUAAUGAAUAACACGGGGACAGUGAAUAACGUUGGCAGCGUUGGAGGUGUGGCUACUAAUCACCAGACCAUAGCUGCACCCAUGGCCAAAAAGCAAAAUUCGCGUUCAACUGGUGGUGGUGGUGGCAAAACUAAUUCAAAUCGUCAAAUGCGUUACCAUUGAAGAUACACAUGGGUUGUGAUUUUGGCGAUGGCAAAUUGCCUUCUUUAGGAUUUUGUUUCUUGCUGCAACAGCCAGCUCCAACCAUCAUCAGAAGGGUAGAGAAGGAGGAGGAGGAGAAAAAAACCCCAGAAAUGUGAUAUAUAUGGAUAAGAAGAAUAUAUUGCUCCAUAGUUUUAGUUUGUUUUGGCAUAUGACAUUACAAACACUCAUCCAUUGUCACACAUUCGUACAAUCAUUUCAUUUAGCUUCAGUGUAAAUGGUAUCAUAAAUAGUUGUUAAGGUAGUAUUAAAGGUUUAUUAACCCCUAUAUCGGCGAGUAUAUGUUGAGGUACUCGGAUUGUGUAUUUAUAUUGCAGAUAGAAACAUAGUAAUUGAUCUGUUCCAGAACAGCAAGAAUACAAAAGUUUUUGCUACGAUAAACGAUAUUCUCUUUAUGGUUUCGAAGAAAAUUGAAAAAGAUUGUAGAUUCUUGCAGGUGCUGGAACAGGGCAAAUGUUUUUAAAUGUCACUUCUUUUAUACUAUUGUUUUUCAUUUUUGAUUCUAAGAAUUUCAAUGUUUCAAUUCAAAAACAAAACACGUUUUCGGUUCAUUAAGUUUUACACUUUGUAAAAUAAGUUCCAAAGCAAAUUUUGGACUGUAUAUUUCUUGUAAAUCUGUAAAUAAUAUAAUAAUACUAACAUACAGAGUAAUAACAAUGAUAAGAAUUAAUAUUAAUAAUAUUUAAUGGUCUCCAAUGCGACCCAUCCCAUUAUCUAAGAUCGUUAAUUUAAUUUUUUUCUUUUUUUUUUUGAUAAUUUUUCACAUCCGAUUUUUUGUUUAUCAUUUGAAAAGUGAUUUACUAACAUCUCACACAUGUAAACACAUUUAUUUUUAAUGCUUACAUAUAUAAAUAAUGUAUUUUACAAACACUCAAUGUCAAGUUACUGUUACAAAGUAUGGGCUUUUAUUUUAAUUUAAAAAAAAAAAGAAAA
Messenger RNA from Musca domestica (house fly), 7414 nucleotides. It is a transcript of the gene Zmynd8, whose product is annotated as MYND-type zinc finger-containing chromatin reader Zmynd8. The record is from RefSeq and is a predicted model, not a curated record. The coding region runs from base 623 to 6442 and encodes 1939 amino acids. Lineage: Eukaryota; Metazoa; Arthropoda; Insecta; Diptera; Muscidae. The transcript is spliced from 11 exons. Gene Ontology annotation, molecular function: protein binding.